ACAGUGCGAGAGGUGCCCGGCGUGUGUGUAUGGCGAGGGUUCAUGCAUCCUGAGGAGCCCCCACCCCUUCUCUCCCACCCCGUUUUCAGCUCCACAUUGGUACAGUCCAGCCUUGUUUAGCAGGCAGAUAAACUAUCAUUAUAUAAUAUAUGGUAUUAUACCACAUAUUAUAAACGUGUAGGAUCAGGAUUUAAACUGUAUAGCAUUGAUUUUAUCUGCAUGAUCUUUUAAACCAGGUUUGCAUCCUUCAUUUUCUUUUUUUUUUUACAUAUUAUUUUUUAUUUAUUUCAUGCAGACACAGUAACAAAUGUUAAAUACUUGCGCAAAUGUUUUUUUUUACACACAUAAUUCAAUGUCUUCCAAACAUUCACUAUCAUUUGUGAGAUAAAUGUGUGUGUGUGUGUGCGUGUAAAUAAAUACAUAAAUAACAAACAUGCAAAACAGCUGCUUGCACACAUGCCAACCAUGUUGGGCAUGGCUGUACCCAAGCUGCCAGCUGUCCCGCUCGGACAGAUUAACGAGCUCUCGGGUGACGUAACACACCCACCAGGACCCCGAGUGUGUCGCACAACAUCCGCACGUUUGUGCGCUCGAGAGUGGACAAGCAAGAGACAACACGCAUUGUUAAAUGUCUUUUUUUAAUGCACAUAUUUAGCCCCUCCCUCUUCCUAAAUUAGGACAAGUGAAAGGGCAAGUUUAGAAACCACCACGCCCAAGGAAGAACUACCUAUCAGAGAGCGAAGGCGUGACCGACAAGUUGUGAAUCGUUUGCGUGCCCUCUCGGCAAUUUGCCUCACCACAAGUCUGUUUAGCGUAAUGCUAACGUACAAUGCAAAAGGCCAUAGAUGGGCAAAUGAACAGCAUCAAUGUCACAGUGUUAUAAUGGAUAUGUAUUUGAACACAGUGGAGCAACACAUGGAGACAGACAAUAUGGAACAAUUCUCACAGGCGUCUUUAUUUCAAAAAUAAAUUAGUCACAUUUCCAUUCAUUUCCGUGGGGGAAGGUUGGACUUUCGCAAGGUGAAAUCAAAUCCAAUGACUGGUGCGGCGUGACGGUUGUUACCAUGGCAACAGGCCAAGUGCAGCCAUCGCGGAUGACGCUGAUCAGUCAAACUAAUUGAUGCUGGCACGUUUUGACAGGAGACACUCACACGAGUCCUUUCGCCUGACGGGUCAAUAAGCCGCCAGGGUGCGUUUGUUUCGCCUCACUUCACAGCAACCUCUGAUUCCUGAUUUAAAAAGAGGAACGUGUGCAAGUUCUCUUCCGAUACGAUGGAAGUCUCCUGUCCAUGUGAAGCUGUUUGCGUUCUGGACAGCUGCAGAAAAAAAAGGGGGGAGUAUUUAUUUCUUUUUUUUCUCCAGGAGUGAUGGAAAAAAAAAAAGACCAAUAGGGCUGCUGGUUCUUGGCCAACGGCGGACUCCGGUUGUUUGACGUCACAACUUGACGGCUGGCCUACUUUCAGCGCCUGCGACGUCGGCCAUUCUGUAAAACUCACCCCCCCCCCCGAACCAGAUGAAUCAUUUACACUUGCCAAUAACCUCAUUUUCAAAGAUGAAAGCUCGGCUCAUGAAUAUUCAUGAAGUGGCGCAACAAAACGCUCUGACAAGCUCCUGCCAUAUGGAACUAACCAUCGGAGAUUUAGUGCUAAAAACUGCAAUUUGAAAAAAAAUUAAAGUAAUUUACCCGGUACUUGUUCUGUGCUUCUUUUGUGACCAUACAGGCGCAUACAAAUAAGGGUCAAUAUAAAACCAAGGUGGCAUCCCAAAACAAAAAACAACACUAAUUUAUAGGUUUUUUUGUUUGUUUGUUUUCCCUUACCAGUGUCCUUACCAUAAUUGAUAAAAUUAUAUGAAAAUGACCCAAAUCCAACUCGUGCAAAGCAUUUUUUUAAACUGCACUGUUUAGCGAAAGCUCGCUUGUAUGUUAAAUUUUGACUUGAAACACACAAAAAAAGUAAUAUAUAUAUAUAUAUCAAGCGACGGCUCCUAACUGGAAAAAGUAAGUUGGGGCACUUGUAAGACAAGGUACCGCUGAUGCAAUUUGUCACUCGGAAGUCGGAGGAGGUUGUGUUGCUUUCACAGUUGCUGGUGCACAAUACGUUGGCUGUUCAUUGUGCGUUCACGAGAUGGCGCUACCACUGGAGUUACAAAACCAUUUUUUUGUUCAAAUUUUUUGUUUUUAAAUAUAACAUAAAUGAGAAAGUAAAGUAAUAGUAAGGUUUUUUUUAAGUUUAAUUUGCUCCUGCAUGAGCACGCCACGUAGCGCAGACGUUACGUUUCAUUUUAUUUUGAAAUCCGUUCCUUCUCUUGCGCACUUCCGCCCUGUUUCCUGCUGCUUUUCCCACACGGCCCGAGCUGCCAAUCAUCUCUACGAGUGACGUCAUGAGGGAUUUGCGACAAUGUCAAACAUCGUCGCGUGCGCUCGCGUCGCGUCCAAGCGCCAGACUCCAUUUAGCGUUUCGGUCUUAUCGCGUGUUCCACCAUUGUUCCAGGAGCAGGUGAACGGCGCUCAGUCACCAUGACCCGUUAUUCCGAGGGAUACGGAACCGAGGAGGAGUGCGUGCUGUCCGACCCCCAGGGAGAAAGCGACGCGGACGCCGACAUCGAGGACGCCGACUGCAGACUCCAAGAGCCCGGCUCUCUCCCGCGAAUCAGCUCGCGGCGCCGCAAACGGCAGCGCCUGCCACGGCAGGACACCACCGAGAGCGAAGAUGACGGCGGCCUCGCUCACGCCGCGCAUCGCUGGAAUCUGCGGCUCAGUCCCGACAGGACGCGCAGCCGCACCAUUCUGGAAGAGAGCAUCUCGCAGGUGAGGCCGCUCGUCAUCUCCACGUCCGGCGCCGGCAAGCGGGCGCAAGCGGCCCCGCGACCUCGCACGUGCGCCUGGGCGUCGCCCCUCGCCCCCCAGCUGCUCGUCCUCUUGCUCGCCCUCGCUGCCGCCAUCGCAUCCUUCCUGCUCCCGUGGGUCAGAACCUGACGAGCGCGGCGGAGAGUCCGACGGGAUCGCGCGCCAACGUGUUUUCACUUCCAUUUGUGUCCGUGUCAAACAUAAGAACGCUCACUUGUCUUACGUGACAAUUUUGGUCCUAAGCGUGGUCACCCCAUCUUCGAAAUAGACCCGCACUCCCAACAAUGACGACUAUGCAACUCCUGGGUUUGUACCGUGCUAGUUGGCGCAGUGCUGAAGAAUGCCCCCGAUGUCCUUGCCCCCAUCUUGAGCGAGCGCCACCAAGACCUGCUUUCAAAUGCGAGAGCAGCAGAUGUGCGCCAUUUUAGAACUUCAUGUACUGUACCUCCAUUUACCCGAUACGAUUUAUACAAAAUGUUGUUCAAAAGCUUAAUUGUGGUUUUAAUUGUCCUUUUCAGUGUUUACAGGGUCCAGAGUGUUUCAAUAAAAUGACUUUUUUUUUUUUUU
Molecule: messenger RNA, 3415 nt
Organism: Phyllopteryx taeniolatus (common seadragon)
Lineage: Eukaryota; Metazoa; Chordata; Actinopteri; Syngnathiformes; Syngnathidae
Exons: 5
Coding region: 2519-2977 (152 amino acids)
Source: RefSeq, a predicted model, not a curated record